This is a messenger RNA of Brugia malayi, 105 nucleotides long. RefSeq lists its product as uncharacterized. The record is from RefSeq and is a predicted model, not a curated record. The transcript is spliced from 2 exons. The coding region runs from base 1 to 105 and encodes 34 amino acids. NCBI's taxonomy places the organism in Eukaryota, Metazoa, Nematoda, Chromadorea, Rhabditida, Onchocercidae.
AUGCUUAAUCGACCAGUUCUAACGAUGCUACUUUUCCUUCCAGUAUCGGUUUUUCUGAUGGUUUUUGCGGUCAUCGUAACUUCUUUAAACGUUAGCGCUGUUUAA